AGUGAAUUUGACUAGUGUACAAUCAACUCAAUUCGACAUGGCCGUCUUCAUGAUUAACAUCUGUAAAUUCAACGGCUGUGGCAUAACUUUUCCACGCCUGGCAGACCUAAUAGAGCAUAUCGAAGAUGUUCAUAUUGAUUACGAUCCUGCAGUUGUGGAGCAAAAAGAAGCUUCUCAGCCGUCAUGCAUUCCAUUAAGUUACGUUUUAAAAUUUUUCACGGAAGCUUCGCGCCGGGAAUUUCAAAUGACGCCGGUGGCGGAAGCCCGCAAGCGCCUCCUCUCGGCACCAAAGACACCAUCAGUGCGCAGCAGUACACCAACAGGUAGUGAAAUGGACGACGAGGAGGUGAUGAGUCCGUCUGAAGAUAGCAACGAUUCCUGGACCAACGUUGAAGAGUACAGCUCUGAGUACAUUCUACAGUAUGGAGUGAAGAUGAACGCAAGUGCAAGCUCUGGUGCGUUAGGUCCGGCCGCGCAAGAGAAACCAUUUGCUUGCCCAGUACCGGGAUGCAAGAAGCGUUAUAAGAACGUCAAUGGUAUCAAAUACCACUCCAAGAAUGGACAUAAGAAAGACGGCAAGGUAAGAAAGGCGUACAAGUGCCACUGCGGCAAAAGCUACAAAACGGCGCAAGGCCUUAAAACCCACUCGAUAUGCCAUCACGUGAGUCCUUCUACCUCAACCAAUGACAGAGUUCACGUCAAAAUGCCGGGCUUAGUCGUCACAGCCUCACCCGCCCAAAGACAACUCAAUAUCAUAGAUAACAUAGACACAAACAAAUUAGUACGCAUCUACGACAGUAUUAAAACAAAAGAUCUACCCUCAUUCACGAUUCCCAAACAGAAUUUAACAAAUUUAAAUAUAAUCAACCACAACCACAUACGGCAUUCGGUUCUUCUUACACCAAAUGCGGAAAAAAUAAAGUUUGAGAGGAAACCUCAGCCGAAAGUGACGGUCACCUCUCAAGAUUCUUUUAACGAAAUCUCUUUGAGUAACGAACGCCGGGCUUAGUUUUUUACUAAAACAGUUCCUAAAAUACGACCAAAUCACAUUUCAUUUAGUUGGCAUUACUGGCUUUGUGAUUGUUGCCAGCUAAAAUAUAGACUGCGGUCAUUUGCCUAGGUUAAUAGUUUAAUUUUUUUUUUUAAUUAAGUUUUUUGUUUGCUUAAAUUUGUAUCGGCGGAAGUAUUACACUAUAUAUACCAUUUGAUGUGUAAGAACUAACUAAAAUUCACAUCCAUUACCAUUAACAGGGUACAAAAUGUAUAGUGGAAAUAUUCUGUAUAGUCGCGCUGUUUUUAAACAAAAUCUUUAAUAGCUGAAACAUUGCCAAGCAUAUAUUUUCGAAAUAGCGCGAUAUUAUGGAAAAAAAAGAUUAUACAAAAAAAAAUAUCCCAUUGUGCCAUUGUGUACUUAAUAUUUUUCGUGUAAAAUGCUUUAAAUUCAUGUAAGUAAUAACGUAUACUGACCUUUGAUCAAAAUUAUCGUUGCCAUUAAGCGUCCUAAUUUUGACAGAUGCGUCAGCAUUAGAACUUAACAUGUAAUGUUUGAAAAAAGAAAAAAAAAAGGAAAAAAAUGGCAUUUGAUCUUAAAUAUCAUCUAGGAUUAUAGAUAUACUCUUAAAUGUGAUAAUAAUUAUAGAAAAAAAACAUAAAAAAAGCUUGUAAGCGUAUGUAUAUCUAAGUAUUUAUAAAUAGUGAAUAAGGCUGAACUAUUUGGUGUUUAGAAAUGAAGUCUGUUCUUUUGUGUGAAAUAUUUGUGGGUAGUUUGAAAUCUCAAUUUUAACGUAUGUGUGAUAUUAGAAAUUUUAGUGUAGUAAAAAUAAUUUAUUUUAGUUUUUAAAUGUAUGAAGGUGUUGUAAAAAGCAGCUAUUUUCAUUAAAAUAUGUGUUUCCAAAGUUGCAGGUCAACUAUAGCUUUUUAUACUUGUGACUCGUAUUUUUUUCAAAACUAUGGCAAAUAACCCUAAGAUCAGACUUCUUGUACCUAGUUAUAAUAUUGAUGUGAUUCGUGCCUUUUUUAUUUUCGACGCUGUUCUAUGUUUACCUCGAAAUAUUUUAUCGAAAUUCCCAGCACUGGGCCUUACUCUGCUAUGUUAAUGAAGUUUUAAUCUUACUGGUUACGAAUAGCUGAAACUAAGGCGCGUUUUUAUAUAAUUGAGUUUCAGGACGAUGGCAAUACUAAUCACAGAAUAGAUAAAGUUAAGGAUUUUUGAUCGUUUUUUGCUGAUCGCUUUGGUAUGUCGUUUAAAUAUUGCAAAUCUAUAAAAUAUAUUUGUGGCUCAAAUUUAAUUUCCAUUUUUUUCAUUAUUAUAUCCAGUCAAUUCAAGUGUAUGGCUUUAUAACCGUCACAGAUAGCAGAGUUGGGUGCCAGUUUUGAAAGCUGACAAGAGUUUUGGAAUGUUAAGGUGCUAUCGUAAACAUAGUUUCAGAUAGAUCUGUCUUCGUAGUAGAAGAAACAUAGUUUCAAGUCUUGGAAUUAUUUGUCCUUCAGUCCAAAGAUGGUAUUUAUUUGUUGUACCUACGUGUCCUGUAUAUGAAAGUAGCAAUUUUAUAUAAAUUUUAACCACUACAUAUUAAUCUUAGUUUUAUUAAAGAUCGGCCACUCGUGAGGCUGUGUUAAUAUAUUAUAUAAAAAUUGCUUAUGAAAGUGAAAGAUACCUAUUUUGUGUGUGCAUCUGAUUUUAAAUUCUCACUUUAUACUUGGUAUUAUUGGUUACCAUUUAGUCAUUAUUAUCAUUAAGACUGAUAGUUUUUGUUUUAUGGCAACCCCGUCGUACCGAAUGGGAUUCGGAUUCGGUGUUGCCUUACAUUUCGUUUGUGUUAGUUGUAAGACAAAGACAUUAAAAAGGCUCAUUUGAUUAUUUAUUAUAUUAAAAAAACAUCAGAUACACAAAAGCCAACCCAAAAGAGCUGGGCCGUAAUUAUUGUGGCCAAACUGUACUAAGUCCAGAAAGACCUCUUUUGGUCGGAUUUUAUGUAUUUGAUAUAUAGAUAAUAAUUUUAUUAAUAGGGGGAGCCUCGAUAUAGUAUUCUACUUAUGCCACAGAUUCGUAUAUAAACUUAUUUAAUACCUUAGUUACAAUAAAACUUUUAUUUAUUUUCCGCUUGUAAAGAAAUUUCCUGUGACUUCGUGGUGUUACUGGCCAUAAAAGAAAGGUUUAAAUUAUGUCCGGACAUAAAUUUCUUCAAUAUCUUGCUUAAAUCUAGUCUUUUUAUAGUAUUUCUGAGAUACUUGUAUACCAAAGCCAACAAUAAAUAAAACUACGUUUCGUUAUAAUAUUCGUAUAAUUGAUUUGCCUUUUAAGGUUGUGAAAAAUCUGAUUUGAUGAGUAUUUGAUUCUCUAUAGCUGUGCCUCAAGACUUUUCUAAAAUCUGCGUAUUUGAACAUUUUCAGAAAUUUUAAUGUUAUUAACUUUACGUAAACAAAUAUUUAAGUGAGAUGCAAUAUUGCUUUUAAUUAUCUAUGGCGAGAUUUGAGUUUUAAAAUAUUUUGCAGCAGACAUGAGCUACAAUCGCAAUAUAAAGUUGUAUAAAAACUACAUUAAUUUUAGCUUGCCGUACUAUAUACUUUUUAUCUAUGGCAUCUUUUACUUUUUAUUUUUGCCUUGUGGCAUCUUGGCCGGUAAAAGCUUAUUGAUUAAUUGAAUAUAGUAUUUGUGAUUCUCGAUCUCUUUGUCUUACGGUCAUAUGACUUUGACAGAUCAUAAAGCAUUCAUUGAUAUAUUCGUUCAAAUAUGUCAAACAACACAAUUACAAAUAGGUUCAUUAAUGGUUUAUAUAAAAGUACGUUUUAGUUUAAUUAUUUAUUAUUUUACUAUAGGUGUUAGCAUGUAAGAGUUUUAUUUAAAAUUUGUUUUUCAAAAAUUUCUAUUUAUUUGUAGAUUAAAAUGAAUGAUUAAUUGAUUUGCAAGACGUCAUAGGAAACCUGUUUUUAAUUUAUAUAUUUUCUAAAUUAAAUGGCUUAAUAAGACGUUAAAGGUUAUUGUGUGUCUCAUACAAAGUUAGAUAAGUUAUGUUUUUUGAGAUUACAGGUCAGAUCGACCAAAUUUGAGAUGUUUAACAAUGUUUAUGUACGUUUUCAUACUUUAACGACUUACAUGUUUUAAUUAAUAAACUCAUACUGCAAU
Molecule: messenger RNA, 4126 nt
Organism: Pieris napi
Lineage: Eukaryota; Metazoa; Arthropoda; Insecta; Lepidoptera; Pieridae
Product: juxtaposed with another zinc finger protein 1
Exons: 5
Coding region: 38-1009 (323 amino acids)
Cellular component (GO): nucleus
Source: RefSeq, a predicted model, not a curated record